CUUCUUCUCCAUUUGCUUUUUUCCCUAAAGUUUCUCCGUCCUGGCGGCUGAGGGCUGCUGCUUCGUCCCUGGUGGCGGCUGAGGGCUGCUGCUUCGUCCCUGAUGGCGCCUGAUUGCCUGGGCGCGAUCCGCCCGUGCUUCCCAUAGCGUACUCCGUCCCUGGCGCCCCCAGUGAGGUCCGUCCGUGGCGCUCCGCCUCCCGUCGUCUUCCGUCACCACGCUCUGGUCGUAUCCCCGCCGUAGCGUCGUCCAGUGCUGCCCUGCAGACCGCACAUCUGUCCACCUGCUGUGUGGUUUGGUUCCCUCCAUGGAUUCUACCAAUCCGAACCAUAAAGAUGACGAGUUCCCAUAGAAUUCGACCGCGAACGGGACAAAUUUUGGUUCCAAUAUGUACAACCAGCUGAAGAAACCGGUUAUAUUAUGGCAAUUGAGACCUUAGAUUUAAGUACUAUUGUAAUCCGUAUGGUUCUUGCUAUUAAUUUCUAGGCAUAUGAAACAAAUACCGAUGAGCGUGCAAUUCCUAUAUAUUAAAGCUAUGUAGCUAGACGCACAGCCACAUAGGCCACGUCGUUCAAAUUUUUGUAAGCCAUCCGAUACAAGAUCGUUGGUUACCAGGCGCGGGAGCAAAGGUAGCCAACCACACGACGGGACUCUUCCAGAUGGAGACGAAACACCACAUGGCGGGGGAAGGAAAAGAGCGAUCAGAUCUCAGACGCCGUCGUCCGUCUCCGCCAAGCUGCAUCGCCUCAAACGCUUUGUCCCGGCCAUCACGCCGGCCAUGGCCGCCAUGUCGAAGAAGGCGACUCUCCAUCCCUUCCGAGUUCCGAGUUCAUGCUCCCCUCCGCCCCUGGCAUCAUGCCACGUCCCGCGGACCGUACUAUCGCCUCCACAGCCGUGGUCGCUCGGCCACACGUACCGGUCGCUUCGCCUGCCGUCGCUGUUGCGACAGCCGUGAUACCUGCCUUCAUCAGCAACACGUCCCAAACCGACUAAGCGUCCCGGGCCACCGCGAUACUUCAUUUCCGAAAUCGCUGCGGUGGCAGCAGUUAUGCCUGCCUUGCUCCAAAUAUAUAGCACUGUGAGACGAGUAGCAAAUCAAGUUGAAGCCAUCGGAAAUUGUCAAACCUCUUUUUUCUCUCUCUUUUUGGUAUGUUUUGAGUCCAUUUUGGCUGGACCUAGAAAUAAUGGCUACGAGUUGGUCCACCCUGGCUUCCAACAUAUGAAACUUCUUGCAUCUUCGUUAAAUUGUGCUAAUAUAAUGUGUGUUUC
This is a messenger RNA of Zea mays, 1269 nucleotides long. RefSeq lists its product as uncharacterized. The record is from RefSeq and is marked predicted. The transcript has 3 exons. Bases 660 to 1082 code for a protein of 140 amino acids. NCBI's taxonomy places the organism in Eukaryota, Viridiplantae, Streptophyta, Magnoliopsida, Poales, Poaceae.